Messenger RNA from Pteropus alecto (black flying fox), 830 nucleotides. Its product is annotated as glyoxylate/hydroxypyruvate reductase B. The transcript has 5 exons. Gene Ontology annotation, molecular function: NAD binding; glyoxylate reductase (NADPH) activity; hydroxypyruvate reductase [NAD(P)H] activity. Gene Ontology annotation, cellular component: cytosol. NCBI's taxonomy places the organism in Eukaryota, Metazoa, Chordata, Mammalia, Chiroptera, Pteropodidae. The annotation marks the transcript as partial. The record is from RefSeq and is a predicted model, not a curated record.
GUGGCCCCCGCGGGGGCCGGCCUGGACCACCUGGACCUGAAGCUCAUCGCCAGCUUCGGCGUGAAGGUGGCCAACACCCCGGACGCUGUUUCCAGCCCCACGGCCGACCUGGGGAUGGCCCUGCUGCUGGCGGCGGCGCGGCGGGUGGUGGAAGGUCACCAACUGGCCAUCUCUCCAGAUACAGAGAACUUUGCCAUAAACUGGAUGGGUCAGGAAGUGACGGGCGCCACCUUGGGCAUCGUUGGCAUGGGCAGUAUCGGCUACAGGAUCGCUCAGAGGGCCACGGCGUUUGACAUGAAGAUUCUGUACCACAAUAGGAGACGCAGGAAAGCAGAGGAGGAGGACGCAGUCGGGGCCACGUACUGCGAGAGGCUGGAUGACCUGCUUCAGCAGUCGGACUUCGUGAUGGUGGCCGUGAGCCUGACGCCCCAGACCCGGGGGCUGAUCGGAAGGAGGGAGCUGAGACUGAUGAAGCCCACGGCCGUCCUGGUCAACAUCGGCAGAGGUCUGGUGGUGGAUCAGGAUGCCCUGCUGCAAGCACUUCAGACCGGGGUCAUCAAAGCAGCAGCACUGGAUGUGACGCACCCGGAGCCCCUGCCCAGAGAUCAUCCUUUGCUGAAGUUGAAGAACAUCAUUCUGACACCUCACAUUGGAAGUGCAACUCAUCAAGCCAGACGACAGAUGAUGGAAAAUUUGGUGGAAAGCAUCCUCGCUUCUCUCAAUGGGCUUCCCAUUCCCAAUGAAGUGCUACUUAAAUGAUUUAUGUGAGCUGAGACUUCACAGGGAUGAAAACAUGGCACAUAAAAUGGAAAAAAAAAUUUGUGUACUUA